AGGAAGGACGAAGAGAUUCACCAAAAGUUAGUCUUCGUUUUCAAGUGCAGAGCGGAAGAUAGAUGGAGACAGCUUUUGGGCUGUUCAAUCGCAGGAAUAAUGUCUGAUUGUCGCUGCUGGUGAUGUUUGCCUUCUGGACAGCUUCGGAGAGUGCUCCUUAUUAAUGGAUACCGAUCAAUUCGAUUUUCUUUGCCGAUGAUGGCGGCUGAAGUGUUGUAAUGGACGUGUAGAUAAACUGGAGCAACCCACCUCCCGAGUGUUAUCAGAUCCCUUGAUUCUCUCGCUGGAAUUCCGCGGAGGACUGCCUUCUGGCCUCCUAGAGGCCCAUUGCCGUACGUGCCAAUCUCGGAUCGCGAGUGAUAAUCUUCCAUUUAAAUUUUGCGGUCAAUCUUCGAGCUGUGAAGAAAACAGAAAAUGUUCAAUCAAUCUCAGGGCCUAUAUUUUUCGAAUGAUUUCAAAUAGUGAUCUAAAGCAGUGUGGUUCCAUUGGACGAAAGGAGCGAAAUAUAGAAUACUAAGCAUAUUUUGAUGAUAGUGUGUUAUGCAUUGUGACAAGAAAAUGGUGACGAAGCUCUGAAAAACUCCCGAGUGUGAAAACCAUUCAAACACACGAAGGGAAGUCCCCAAUAACCAAACACAGAAAAGGCUACACAGCACGGACGGAGCUAGAGCGAAGAAAAGUUGACAGAUUGCGAGUGUGAACGAGCGCUUUCGCGCCGGUGUUAGUGAAUAGGGCGUAUGCGUGUAUCGGUGAAUUAGGGCUCUUUGUACACAGCAGUAGCCAGAGUGCGCUGGGGAGAAUCGAUUUUUCCCUCGACGGACGUGACGACGGUGUUGGGUCUAUCUCUCUUGGUGUCCCCUUCGUAUAUGGAUACGGCUACGGCUUUGGUGGAUUGAGUCGCCCUUCCAUAUAGAUGGGGGAAACUCACUGUUGGAUGAUCCGACCGAGUCAGGAGCAGCGGAGGUAGUAGUCAAUGGCAGGAAGUGUGAAACGGAAAUACACCACCAGUCGGCAGUCGGUGGCACAGCCAGUGUAAGGAAAUAUAAUUCGUCAAUCGGACACGUACGCAUACCCCUACAAUAUUGAGGAGUGUUACAUCCAGAUGGGAAGCUUCCCCCUAUCCCCUCGACAACGACAUCGAUUCCCCAACGUCUGUGUCAUGUAGAUUAAUGGAGGAUAGCUCACGCAUUCGCAUUUUCCCCAUAUAGUGUCAUUAGUCGAUCGUCGCCCCAAAAAGUGGCAAUGGGAAUCGAAUUACCCACUUAGAAACACCCCAUCGUCAUAUGCGUUGUAACUGCAGACAUCAGCAAUCUUUUCGGGUUUUGCCGUUCCUUAUGCUUUCGCACAAAUCGCGCAGAACAGUGUAGAAUCAAGUAGCAGCAGUCAAAAUAAUCAAUUAAUUGAUAAUGUCCUCUACCAGUGGAAAUUAAAGCCGCACAGCAACGCGAGCCACCACACGGUCAGCCUGAGAGGCGAGAGUGAACCAACGUACGAUCAGAAAAUGUAUAUCAAAAGAGGAGUAAUAACAAUAAUAAGAUAGCGCUAAGAUACUUCAAUCGGACCUUCCACGGCAGACGCGGGAAGGGGGGAAAAAGGCAACCGACACUCUCGCACUGCACACACGCAGAGAAAACCACACACGCAUACACGGUUGAUAUAUCGCACUGGAGCACAACAAAUUAAAGGUAUUAUACGAAAACAAACAUCCAAAAGAACAAGACCCACAAGGAGAGAACGAGAGACUUACAUACUUCGGAAUCCCACACACAUUCUCAUUCCGGCUGCUUCUUGCUGCUUCGGACCGUCUCGGUUUCGCAGUUCGCGGGUCAAAUCCUGGCUCGUCCCACACGGCGCGACGACGAGCAGAUCAUGUACGUGAUCAACCCAGCGAACAGCGGCAAGGACAUCCCGAACAGCUACCCGACGAACGCUGGAAGUAACUCGAAUAGCAGCAGUGGCAGCGGUAGCAGCACUGUCGUUGGCACUCAGGAGAUUAUCAGCAAAAUUUUGACAAAAUGUGCCACGAUGACAGAUGCUGAAUCGAGCAGCACCGUCAAUGGAACAGCGACCAUACUACUGUCCCCGUCCGGGGCCGUUCGGCGAAACCAACCGUCGGCAGCGACGGCGGGGGGCCUAGUGGGCGUUUCGCCCCAAUCUUCGCCUGCGUCAUCUUCGUCGUCCGCUUCGUCGCCGACCGCCGACGGGCCGUAUCCGCACAGCGGCUUCCAGACUGCUGCCGGCAAGGAUAAAGCCAAACCCGGUGGCACGGGGUCAUCCGGUAGUGCGGGGGGAACGAAUGGUUCCGCAGGGAAACAUGGAGACAGCAGUGCUGCUGGAAACGGAACAGUGACCGGCAAGAUCAACGGCAAUGGUACACAUUCGGGGUCGAUCAGUGCACCCGGCGGGAGAUUGCAGUUCUUCAAAGGUGAGUUGUUUCUUCUUUGUAAAUUGCCACAUAACUGGACGAACAUGUGCACAUGUUAA
Messenger RNA from Armigeres subalbatus, 2484 nucleotides. RefSeq lists its product as uncharacterized. The transcript has 2 exons. Bases 1870 to 2484 code for a protein of 204 amino acids. The record is from RefSeq and is a predicted model, not a curated record. Lineage: Eukaryota; Metazoa; Arthropoda; Insecta; Diptera; Culicidae.